This is a messenger RNA of Didymella exigua CBS 183.55, 1233 nucleotides long. Its product is annotated as SCA7-domain-containing protein. Gene Ontology annotation, biological process: regulatory ncRNA-mediated heterochromatin formation; regulation of transcription by RNA polymerase II; RITS complex assembly. NCBI's taxonomy places the organism in Eukaryota, Fungi, Ascomycota, Dothideomycetes, Pleosporales, Didymellaceae. The transcript has 3 exons. The record is from RefSeq and is a predicted model, not a curated record. Gene Ontology annotation, cellular component: SAGA complex. Bases 1 to 1233 code for a protein of 410 amino acids.
AUGGACUCCCAGCCUGGCAUCUUGAGCAGCGGCGCCCUAAAAGAUAUUGUUAAAGUCGAAAAUAAGAAGUUCACACUCAAGAUCAAGAAGACUGCGCCCAAACCAACAGAAGCUGGCAACUGGAAGGAGAGCGAUGCAAAGACAGCAGAUGCCGACGGCAAGCCCUCCGCAGCUGGCUCGCCAGUCGUAAACCCCCUCGACGAGAAGACACUCGCUGGAUUUCAGACCGGCCGCCCACUUGACGACAAGGUGGAUACGAUACAGUGUAAGCACUGCCGGCGACCUAUACUUCGAGCCGCGUCCGCGACACACAUUCGCGACUGCCUGAACAAGAAAGCAGACAAGCAGCGGAAAAAGAAAGAGGCCAAGGAAGCGAAGGACGCUGCGCUGCGGAAAGAGAAGGGCGAAGAUGACGACGAUAUUCGGGCCAGGAAGUCUGCUAUCAAAGGGCUGGAGCCUGGAGCGAAGAAGGGCAAGAAGCGCAAGAUCGACGGCGACUCUGAGAAGCCCGGCGCGAAGAAGAAGAAGAAAGAGGAGCCCAAAGCAAAGGGUGCAAAACCCAAGGGUCCGGUGGACGUGGAGAGGCAAUGUGGUGUGCCACUUCCUAACGGCGGAUUCUGUGCACGAAGCCUGACGUGCAAGUCGCACAGCAUGGGGCUCAAGCGGGCGGUGCCUGGGCGCAGUCUGCCCUACGACAUGCUCCUCGCACAGUACCAGAAGAAGAACCAAGCUAAGCAGCAGCGCGCAGCAAUCGACGCCAACGCCCCGCUCCCCGAAGACCUCGAGCCGUCGGGCGCCGUCGACUCAGACGAAGAGAAGGACGCCAUCAUGGCUGCUCUCGCGCGCCACAAGCCCCGGCCUAUCGCAACGCACAGCCACGUCUCCCAGCGCAACAAGUACCAGUACAUCCGUAUGAGUAACAUGCUCCGCGGGGCGCUUGGCAACCCACCAAGCAUGUCCGCAUUUGGUAACCCACCCAGCGCUACGGACGGCAGCGGCAUGGGCCUCAGGUUGGGCAUGAUGGGUGCGCCACCGAGUGCUUCGAGCGAGAACUUCCCCGGCAGCGCGGCCAUGGGCGGGUUCCCGAUGAGCGCGGGACUGGACGGUAGCAUGGGGAGAAGACAGAGCGGGAUGAUGGCGGGCGGCGGCAGUGGGCCGAGGCAGAUCCUGCCUGGUCAGCUCCCUGGGCCAGGGGCGCCGCGGAAAAGCAGCCUGAGCGUUGGUGGAUCUUAG